AUGGCAUCAGUAACGGUACGGCGGUUCCGCCCCGCAACAAUCGCGGCCACCGUCGCGGCAGGGGGCAUUGGUCUGGGCAUCUUCUCCAAGAUGAUGAUCGGGAACGCAGCGGCGGAAUCAGGGGCGCCGCCAAAGGUGUUUGGAGCUGGCCCGGCUUUUGUGUCGCUGCCGUUGGAGAGCUCUGAGCAGGUGAAUCACAACACGAAGAGGCUGCGGUUCAAGCUGCCGCAGAGGGAUGCUGUAAGCGGGCUGUCAUUAACAUCUGCCGUCUUGACAAUGUCAUGGCCAGAAGGACGAUGGUUCCCCGUCGCGAGGCCAUACACGCCCGUCCAACCACUAGACGACGCCGGCUACCUCGAGCUCAUGGUCAAGAAGUACCCCGACGGCAAGCAGAGCACGCACCUGCACUCCCUCGCGCCGGGCCAGAAGCUGCUCUUCGCGGCCACGCUCAAGGGCCACCAGUGGAAGCCCAACAGCUACCCGCACGUGACGCUCAUUGCCGGCGGCGCGGGCAUCACGCCCAUCUACCAGCUCGCGCAGGGCAUCCUGCGCAACCCGCAGGACAAGACGGCCAUCACGCUCGUCUUCGGCGUCAACUCGGACCAGGACGUGCUCCUGAAGAAGGAGUUUGAGGAGUUCGAGAAGGAGUUCCCGGGGCGCUUCAGGGCGGUGUACACGGUCAGCAACCCUGUGGCCGGGUCGCCGUAUCGCAAGGGCUAUGUGACGAAGCAGCUGCUGGAGGAGGUCGCGCCGGUGCCGAAGACGGCGGAGACCAAGGUGUUUGUGUGCGGGCCGCCGGCGAUGGAGGCGGCGCUGGUCGGGAAGAGGACCGCGCCUGGGAUUCUGCAGGAGCUGGGGUAUCGCAAGGACCAGAUUCACCAGUUCUAG
Messenger RNA from Colletotrichum gloeosporioides, 888 nucleotides. RefSeq names its product NADH-cytochrome b5 reductase 2. Gene Ontology annotation, molecular function: cytochrome-b5 reductase activity, acting on NAD(P)H. Gene Ontology annotation, biological process: ergosterol biosynthetic process. Lineage: Eukaryota; Fungi; Ascomycota; Sordariomycetes; Glomerellales; Glomerellaceae. Bases 1 to 888 code for a protein of 295 amino acids. The transcript has 3 exons. The record is from RefSeq and is a predicted model, not a curated record.